UCCUCCUCCCCCCUCCCUGUCCUGCGCGUGGCGCGGCUCGCGGAAUUGGUGAGGGAAAAGCUUGCUUUUAACGAAUGUUUAUCACGUAUUGAGAAACAAAUCAUUAAACCCAGCCAAAAGCUAAUGUCGUCAGAAAUGCCGAAAGAAAGUCUAGAGGUGCCAACAGAAAAUACCGUGUUCCCUGAAGUUCCUGAUGUGAAGUCAAGUGACAGUCCAGUAGAGAGACAGGAGGGAGGCUCAGACAAGGAAGAAUGUCUUGAGCCUUUGUCCAAGAGGCAACGGAAGAAGCUAUUGAAGCAGAAACAGUGGGAAGAACAGAAAGAUCUACGGAGGCAGAAACGAAAAGAAAAACGCCAAAAGAGAAGACUAGAACGUCAGUCAAAAUUGGACACCAAUAACGAAGGGAAUGACAGAAAGCGUAUGCGAAGGGAAGUUGUUCCUAGUACGCUUCGGCUCAUUGUGGACUGUAGCUUUGAUGACUUGAUGGUGCUAAAGGUUAUUAAAUGCAAAGCAGCAGUAACGUGGGAAGCCAACAAACCAUUUUCUAUUGAGGAAGUGGAAGUUGCCCCACCAAAAGCACAUGAAGUUCGCAUAAAGAUUGUGGCAACUGGGAUCUGCCGCUCUGAUGACCAUGUGAUAACUGGUGCACUGGUUAUGCCUUUUCCAAUAAUUCUUGGGCAUGAAGCGGCUGGUAUUGUGGAGAGUGUUGGGGAGGGAGUAACUUCAAUCAAACCAGGAGACAAGGUUAUUCCACUGUUUGUUCCGCAGUGUGGGGAGUGCAGCAGUUGCUUAAGCACCAAGGGUAAUCUGUGCAGUAGAAGCGACAUUGGUCCAGCUGGUGGAUUAAUGGCUGAUGGCACCUCUAGAUUCACCUGUAAAGGAAAAACAAUUCACCAUUUUAUAGGUACAAGUACCUUCACUGAAUACACAGUCGUGCAUGAAACCGCUGUAGCCAAAAUCGAUUCUGCUGCUCCACUAGAAAAAGUUUGUCUAAUUGGCUGUGGAUUUUCCACUGGUUAUGGGGCUGCUGUGCAGACUGCCAAGGUAGAACCGGGCUCCACUUGUGCCGUCUUUGGCCUUGGAGGAGUUGGCCUCUCUGUUAUCAUAGGCUGCAAGGCAGCUGGAGCUUCCCGCAUCAUUGGUGUUGAUAUCAAUAGUGACAAGUUUGCCAAGGCCAAAGAGCUGGGAGCCACAGACUGUGUCAACCCGAAAGAUUUCAAGAAGCCCAUUCACGAAGUGUUGAUUGAAAUGACUGGCCAGGGUGUGGACUACUCUUUUGAGGUCAUUGGCCGUACUGAAACCAUGAGUGCAGCCUUGGCCUGUUGCCAAUACAACUACGGAGUCAGUGUGAUUGUGGGAGUCCCCCCUGCAGCUGAAAAGAUCACUUUUGACCCCAUGCUCCUCUUCACUGGUCGCUCCUGGAAAGGGUCUGUCUUUGGAGGCUGGAAGAGUAAAGAUUCAGUCCCUAAACUGGUUGCUGACUACAUGAAGAAAAAGUUUGUUCUGGAUCCCUUAAUAACGCACACGCUUCCUUUCAGUAAAAUUAAUGAAGGAUUUGAUCUGCUCAGGACAGGGAAGAGUAUUCGCAGUGUCCUGUUGGUUUAGGAUUCCCAGUCGUUAAACAGCAGAUGGCUCACCACCAGUACAAACUUCAUUAACUUCCAACACAACCAAUAUGAAAUAAAAUCCAAGAUGCUUCUGCAAGGUCUACCACUGUUGCCCUUGAAUAAAAGGAUCAAGCCCAAAACCCAGACUUCAAGCUCAGCGUUUAUAAAUGAAAUCCUCUUUAUCCUUCUACCUCUUCCACCUGAUUCGUGCUUUAACUGCUCUGUGUUGUGCUGCAAUUUUCUUUUAAUAGCCAGUUAGAAAUUACAGGACUUGCUGCUGUCAGAGGUGUUAUGAAAGGUUUGGAAAUUUUAAAAUGGCAUAUAGUAGGCAAUCUUCGAUAAAAGAAAAAUGAAGGAAACUUAUUUUGGGCCUUCAUAACACUGCAAGCUUAGGUUGUACACGCAGCUCAGCAUAGUUAAACUCUAGGUGAGAACUAUGUACCCAUCCUGAAUAAUUUUAGCAUCCCAUUACAUGAUAGGCAAUGAAAUCACUCCUUAAUCCAUUACCUGAUGGGCAAGGAAGUUACUGCAGAGAUUAAAAUUUAUGGUGACCAUGUGCUUGAAUUAAUAAUUUCAGUAAAUGAUAUUUAAGUAAAUCAUAAACUUAAGUACUGGAGAAUAUCUCACUACUGGAUAUUUUACCAAAUUAACACUUCCAAGCAUUUGAUAUAAAACUGCUGUGGCGAUGUUCUAUGUUGUGAUUUGUUUGUCGGUUGCUUUUUUAACUUUGUAUCUCUUUCUUGGCAUGUGUUAGUUGUUUUAUCAGCAUGAUUUUAGAUCUCUGGACAGUUUAUACAAGUGCAUCUGAUACUCAGGAAACAAUGUGAAGAAAUACAAAUGUGCAUCAAGUAUUGCCAUUUGUUUCUCUUAAAUAAAGAGGAAGUUUCUUAACAUUUAAGUGUGAAUACAGACUAAAUGGGAAAAAGCAAGUGGCUGGUAACAACUUGCAAGAAAUCAAACAAUAGAGCAUCUUACUGCUUUAUGCAUUUGUAAUGUGGAAACAGGACCAGAAGCUAUUUCUAUGUUGGCGAACAUGAUCAACAUUGACUUAUCUACUUAUCUACUCAGGUCUGACAGGCACUCAUGUGCACGGUAGCUGGGUAGAAGAGCCUGUGAAGUAAGGGGACUGUGCGGUAAUGAUGAUCUACUUCUUUCUGUCAGCACAAAUAGACCUUGAGUGACCCAGCUAGGUUAAUGAUUUGAGAAUAAGUUUACCAAGAGAUUAAACUUUAAACCACAACAACAGAUGAUGAUCUUUAAACGUGUGUGUGUGUAUAACACAAUAAAUUGACAUGGCAGUUAUAACCCAAAUGUCAGCCAUUCGUUUCUGUGGGGUUACCUAUGCAGGCAGUUCUAGAGUCCUCAGCACAGGAAGGACGUGGAACUGAUAGAGCAAGUCCAGAGGAGCGCUAUGAAGACGAUCAGAGGGCUGGAACAUCUCCCCUAUGAGGACAGGCUGAGACAGUUGGGCUUGUUCAACCUGGAGAAGAGACAGCUCUGGGGAGACCUUAAAGCAGCUUUCCAGUGCUUAAAGGGGGCCUAGAGAAAAGCUGGGAAGGAGCUCUUUAUCAGAGAGUGCAGCGAUACGAUGAUGGGAAUGUUUUUACGCUGAAAGAGGAGAGAUAUAGAUUAGAUAUUAGGAAGAAUUUUUUCACUGUGAGGAUGGUGUGGCAACAAAUAGUUCAUACUGUCCUAGAGUAAUUCUCCCUGCUUAUCCCCAUCCACACUUAUCUGAAGAUGAAUUUGUGAGAUUGUGCAGGUCUAGACAGCAUGUUUUUGUCAGAUUUCAGCUACUUGGGACAAGUGAAAUCAUAGCAGAAGUCAUGCUAGAUUUAAUUUUUUUAAUGCAGCAAGCAUACCAGGCCGAAUACUGAAAAAUUCAAGAAAAUUCAUUCUAAAAACCCUUACUCCUGGGAAAUUAUAUAUCA
Molecule: messenger RNA, 3535 nt
Organism: Cuculus canorus (common cuckoo)
Lineage: Eukaryota; Metazoa; Chordata; Aves; Cuculiformes; Cuculidae
Product: alcohol dehydrogenase 1
Exons: 11
Coding region: 124-1605 (493 amino acids)
Biological process (GO): retinol metabolic process; retinoic acid metabolic process
Cellular component (GO): cytosol
Molecular function (GO): zinc ion binding; all-trans-retinol dehydrogenase (NAD+) activity
Source: RefSeq, a predicted model, not a curated record